Orcinus orca (killer whale) is the source of this 2805-nucleotide messenger RNA. It is a transcript of the gene HSPA9, whose product is annotated as heat shock protein family A (Hsp70) member 9. The transcript has 17 exons. Gene Ontology annotation, biological process: protein refolding; cellular response to unfolded protein. The record is from RefSeq and is a predicted model, not a curated record. NCBI's taxonomy places the organism in Eukaryota, Metazoa, Chordata, Mammalia, Artiodactyla, Delphinidae. Bases 105 to 2144 code for a protein of 679 amino acids. Gene Ontology annotation, cellular component: mitochondrion; cytoplasm. Gene Ontology annotation, molecular function: ATP binding; ATP-dependent protein folding chaperone; ATP hydrolysis activity.
UCACGUAGUUGGAGGUUUCCAGAAGCGCUAGCAUCGCCGCGCCGCGCAAUUCUCGGUGGCCGGAGCGCGUGUUUGCUGUCUCGUAUUUCCACCAUUUAGCAGCCAUGAUAAGCGCCAGCCGAGCCGCAGUAGCUCGUCUUGUCGGCGCCGCAGCCUCCCGGGGCCCCCCAGCCGCUCGCCACCAGGAUGGCUGGAAUGGCUUUAGUCAUGAAGCUUUUAGAAUUGUUUCAAGGCGGGACUAUGUAUCAGAAGCAAUCAAGGGAGCAGUUGUUGGUAUUGAUUUGGGUACUACCAACUCCUGUGUGGCAGUUAUGGAAGGUAAACAAGCAAAGGUGCUAGAGAAUGUUGAAGGUGCCAGAACCACCCCUUCAGUUGUAGCCUUUACAGCAGAUGGUGAGCGACUUGUUGGCAUGCCGGCCAAGCGACAGGCUGUCACCAACCCAAACAACACGUUCUAUGCUACCAAGCGUCUCAUUGGCCGGCGAUAUGAUGACCCAGAAGUUCAAAAAGACAUUAAAAAUGUUCCUUUUAAAAUUGUCCGUGCCUCUAAUGGCGAUGCCUGGGUUGAAGCUCAUGGAAAACUCUAUUCCCCAAGUCAGAUUGGAGCAUUUGUGUUGAUGAAGAUGAAAGAGACUGCAGAAAAUUACUUGGGGCAUACAGCAAAAAAUGCUGUGAUCACCGUCCCAGCGUAUUUCAAUGACUCUCAGAGACAGGCCACUAAGGAUGCUGGCCAGAUAUCUGGAUUAAAUGUGCUUCGGGUAAUUAAUGAACCCACAGCGGCUGCUCUGGCCUAUGGUCUAGACAAAUCAGAAGACAAAAUCAUUGCCGUAUAUGAUUUAGGUGGUGGAACUUUCGAUAUUUCCAUACUGGAAAUCCAGAAAGGAGUAUUUGAGGUGAAAUCCACCAAUGGAGACACUUUUUUAGGUGGUGAAGACUUUGACCAGGCCUUGCUGCGUCACAUUGUGAAGGAGUUCAAAAGAGAGACAGGGGUUGAUUUGACCAAAGACAACAUGGCGCUUCAAAGGGUUCGGGAAGCCGCUGAGAAGGCCAAGUGUGAACUCUCUUCAUCUGUGCAGACUGACAUCAAUUUGCCAUACCUUACAAUGGAUGCCUCUGGACCCAAGCAUUUGAAUAUGAAGCUGACCCGGGCUCAGUUUGAGGGGAUUGUUACUGAUCUAAUCAAAAGGACCAUAGCUCCAUGCCAAAAAGCCAUGCAAGAUGCAGAAGUCAGCAAAAGUGACAUAGGAGAAGUGAUUCUGGUUGGUGGCAUGACUAGGAUGCCCAAGGUUCAGCAGACUGUGCAGGAUCUCUUUGGCCGAGCCCCAAGUAAAGCUGUCAAUCCUGAUGAGGCUGUGGCCAUUGGAGCUGCCAUUCAGGGAGGUGUGUUGGCUGGUGAUGUCACAGAUGUGCUACUCUUGGAUGUCACUCCCCUGUCUCUGGGUAUUGAGACUCUGGGAGGUGUCUUCACCAAGCUUAUUAACAGGAACACCACUAUUCCAACCAAGAAGAGCCAGGUGUUUUCUACAGCUGCUGAUGGACAGACUCAAGUGGAGAUUAAAGUGUGUCAGGGUGAAAGAGAGAUGGCUGGAGACAACAAACUUCUUGGACAGUUUACUUUGAUUGGGAUUCCCCCAGCCCCUCGUGGAGUCCCUCAGAUUGAAGUUACAUUUGACAUUGAUGCCAAUGGGAUUGUACAUGUUUCUGCCAAAGAUAAGGGUACAGGACGCGAGCAGCAGAUUGUGAUCCAGUCUUCCGGUGGGUUAAGCAAAGAUGAUAUUGAAAAUAUGGUUAAAAAUGCAGAGAAGUAUGCUGAGGAAGACCGGCGAAAGAAGGAACGAGUUGAAGCAGUUAAUAUGGCUGAAGGAAUCAUUCAUGACACAGAAACCAAGAUGGAAGAAUUCAAGGACCAAUUGCCUGCUGAUGAGUGCCACAAGCUAAAAGAAGAGAUUUCCAAAAUGAGGGAGCUCCUCGCUCGAAAAGACAGUGAAACAGGAGAAAACAUAAGGCAGGCAGCAUCUUCCCUUCAGCAAGCAUCAUUGAAGCUCUUCGAAAUGGCAUACAAAAAGAUGGCAUCUGAGCGGGAAGGCUCUGGAAGUUCUGGCACUGGGGAGCAAAAGGAAGAUCAAAAGGAAGAGAAACAGUAACAGCAGUAAACUUUGGAGUCGAAAGGACAACAUAUUAUGAUGCUUGGGAGUGAAGGGAUUUCCUGAGCUGAAAUGGGCAAAACUUCAAUCUUCUACUGUGUUUUUGCAGUACUCUAUAUAUAAUUUCCUGAAUAUGUAAAUUAGUGACCAUUAGCUAAUGAUCAUUUAACAAGUGAUAAUUCCCAACAGUACAAAGUUCACAGUAUUCUGUCCCUAGCCUGUCAUUCUUUUUCAGCUGCAUGUAAGAUGGGGGGAAAAGUUAUAACGUUGUUUUGUGCUGAAGUAGCUGUAUUUUCAAAGGGGUGAAGCCAUCUCACACGCUGAAGACAGGUCUGGAAUGAGACCAUAGGGGGAUGAGAUCCUUCUAGUUACCUAAGUACUGCUGUACCAGCCUGUGUGUAUAUGGAGUUCUUCAACUGAGGCCUUGCAAGGCAAGCCAGCUAGCUGUGCCAUGUUGGGAGGUAGGGCAGGGGAAGCUGAAUCAAUGGAAAACUAAGCUAGCUAUUUAUGUGAGGUCCAGCUUCUAAAACACAAGUCUCCCAAACUUUCUGAAGGCAUACUUUCCUAGCUACCCUUUGGCCUGUGUCAGUGGCAUCUGUAUCUCUGAUGACUGUUCUUUUUGAUCCAUUCUGGAUUUUUAAAAAAAUAAAUAGGAAAAGCA